This is a messenger RNA of Lachnellula hyalina, 1293 nucleotides long. RefSeq lists its product as uncharacterized. The transcript has 2 exons. The record is from RefSeq and is a predicted model, not a curated record. Bases 1 to 1293 code for a protein of 430 amino acids. NCBI's taxonomy places the organism in Eukaryota, Fungi, Ascomycota, Leotiomycetes, Helotiales, Lachnaceae.
AUGCCCAUCACCAAAGAGCGCAUCUCAUCGCCACUGGAGGCUGGGUCCUCGAUCCUUGACUCCAAGCAACUUCCAGAACCCCUCACCGCCGCGCUAGAAUACGUCUCCAGCCGUCUAGCAAGAAAGAGACUUCAUCUCUCCCUCAUCGUCGUCCGAAAAGACGUCAAACUUCCUGGGGAUUCGUCCCCACUAUCACCCCGCACCUCAUCGCCAUCUGGCUCUAUCACCACAUCGCCUGCCCGAUCACUCUUCAGCGGCACAUCAUCAACCUUCUCGCAGGCCAACUCCUCCAUCUCUGGUUCUUCAUCUGAUGUCUCUUCCUCCUCGACACUAUCGCGCACACAAUGGGCCAGCUUACCAUCCUCGCCGAAGGACUUUGCCGCCUCUCCAAGAAUGAUGAGCCCAUCAGCUGCUUCGUCUCCAACCUUACCUUGCACACCUAUUACGCCUCCUACGCCUUUGUCACCCAAUCCCUACGGCAUAUCUUUGUUGCACGCUAGCACUUUGACGCCCAAGGCGGAAAAGAUCCUGAGACAUACAAUUGCUAAGGCAGAGAAGAAAUUCUCCAUCGGAUCCGGCUGGCUCUGCCCCAAAUCCCUUACAUCAACCACAACCUGCGCGCUCACCCACGACCUCAUCGCCCGCUCCCUAAGCCAAAACGAAAUCCUGUUCUCCUCCGAAGGUCUCACCCUCCUCUCCCUCGACCACAUCUACACCUUCAAAUGCCAGCUGCACACCUACUCGCACACACUCUCUCCCUCCGACCUAUCCCAAGCCGUCGACGAGCUCCGGCGUUUGGUCUUGGCACAGAACGGGAAGCGCAUCACCAAGGGCUAUCUCAUGCGCGCAUACGAAUGGCUCGGCGUGUCUCUAGCAGCACUGGUCGAUGUAAACGAAGGAUACAAAACCGCUUACGGAGGCCCAUCGCGCUUCGGCGGAAUCGAAGUCCCCGCCCCGCCACCAGCUCUCAAAACAACAUUCGCCCCAUCCGAGCUGCAUAAAAUGAAGCUCUCCCUCUCUUACUCCUCAAGUACCUGCACUUCAAACAUGACCAGUAGCACGCUCUACGAGAGCGGUAUGUCGAUCAAAGAAGUCGAGGUCGGGGAGAGUGCGAAGGGAAGGGAUAAGUGGGGGAAUGAGGGCCUUAGAGAAGAUAAGGGGCCGCAUAGACGGGGCGCUUUGACGCCGAAUGGCUUUGAGGAUAUUACGCCUGUUACAAAGGGGGAGUGGUGCUUUUUGAUGGUGGGGGAGGGGUGGAAGGGCGGGAAGACUGCCGCGGUCGAAACUUGUUAG